GGUCUUGAGGCAAAAGAAUCGGAAGAUCUGAACCCAUCAUCAACUUGAUGUUGAACCCCACAUGAGGCGGACGGACCCACCACACACCAUUUGAGUUAAGCGCGAGCAAACGCUUAGGUAAUCCAGCUCGCAAUCAACACCAAAAAUUUCCAUCGAAACGCCCGCUCUUGCGACGAUUUUCCCGACCGACCGACCGACCUCAUCGCCCAAUUCCAUCGCCUAGCGCCCGCACCCAAGUCCGCCCUUCUCCCUCACUACCCCAAUCAAUACCGCAAAAAUGGCCGGUGGAAUCAACGUCCGCGAUGUCGAUGCGCAGAAGUUCAUCAACGCGUAUGCCGCUUUCUUGAAGCGUCAGGGCAAGCUGCCCAUCCCCGGUUGGGUUGACAUCGUCAAGACCGGCCCCGCCAAGGAGCUCCCUCCCCAGAACAUUGACUGGUUCUACGUCCGUGCCGCCUCCGUCGCCCGCCACAUCUACCUCCGCAAGACCGUCGGUGUCGGCCGUCUCCGCAAGGUCCACGGCUCCGCCAAGAACCGCGGUGUCCGCCCCUCCCACCACGUCGACGCCUCCGGCUCCGUCGACCGCAAGAUCGUCCAGGCCCUCGAGAAGAUUGGUGUCCUUGAGCAGGACGAGGAGAAGGGUGGCCGCCGCAUCACCCAGUCCGGCCAGCGUGACUUGGACCGUAUCGCCCAGACCACUGCCGAGGCUGAGGAGGAGGAGGAUGACGAGUAAACUAUUCCCAACCCUCGCGCAUAUUAUUCAUAAAAUGAAAUGCUUGUGGUAAAAAAAUGAGGUUCUUCCGGGUCAUGGCUACGGCAACAUAAAAAAGGGCAUUGGGUUAGGCGUCUGAAAAUGGAUUACGGGUUUCAUGAUUGACCACCACAUUUGGAACCGCACCCAAAUUCAAGUUCCGUCUUCACCUGGUGCUUUGUCGUAUUCUCAUUGCCAUCCUGACAUGUAGUGCUGCGUGCCGUCAGAAUCCACGCCCUGGACUUUGGCUAUCCCUCGCUGUCAUAUUGGUCAUGAAGUGAUGCCGUCGUACCCUUCUUGCUUGCUUUCCACACGCGUCUGUGAUUCACUGACGGCCCUCCCUUCCCAUCUGUUUUCAUCCUUCCC
This is a messenger RNA of Colletotrichum navitas, 1114 nucleotides long. Its product is annotated as 40S ribosomal protein S19. The record is from RefSeq and is a predicted model, not a curated record. The transcript is spliced from 5 exons. Bases 278 to 730 code for a protein of 150 amino acids. Gene Ontology annotation, cellular component: ribosome; cytosolic small ribosomal subunit. Lineage: Eukaryota; Fungi; Ascomycota; Sordariomycetes; Glomerellales; Glomerellaceae. Gene Ontology annotation, biological process: ribosomal small subunit assembly; translation. Gene Ontology annotation, molecular function: structural constituent of ribosome; RNA binding.